Cutaneotrichosporon cavernicola is the source of this 699-nucleotide messenger RNA. RefSeq lists its product as uncharacterized. Gene Ontology annotation, biological process: cellular respiration; ubiquinone biosynthetic process. The coding region runs from base 1 to 699 and encodes 232 amino acids. NCBI's taxonomy places the organism in Eukaryota, Fungi, Basidiomycota, Tremellomycetes, Trichosporonales, Trichosporonaceae. Gene Ontology annotation, cellular component: mitochondrion. The record is from RefSeq and is a predicted model, not a curated record. Gene Ontology annotation, molecular function: ubiquinone binding. The transcript has 3 exons.
AUGAAGCCAUCGCUCACCCUCGCCCGGUCAUCCCGUGCUCUCCAAAUCCGCCCCGCCCGUCCCCUCAUCGCAUCCGCCGGCCGACCAGGGCUUUCUGCGCGCGCCGCGCCAGCCCGCACCGCGCCAGCCCGCACCUUCUUCUCGCUCCCAGAUAUCACGCGGCUCGCGACACUCAUCCCCGGCCCAGAGAUCGAGAAUACAGGCGAAGAACAGCGGUUCCAUGCACGCAAGGUCCUCCCUUACUCGCCCGCACAACUGUACGAACUCGUCUCGGACGUGCCGGCCUACGUCGACUUCAUUCCGUUCUGCACGGCUUCGACCGUCCUCGACACGCAGGGAUAUCCGACGUCGUGGAGGCCCGGACCUGAGCCGUUCGCCGUCGACGCAGAGCUGGCAGUCGGGUUCGGCGGACUCGAGGAGAGAUAUGUGUCCCGGGUCGUGGGGACGCCGUUUGAGAGCGUUUCGGCAACCGCAUCCAAGCGUACCCCCCUGUUCAAGAACCUCGUGACGACUUGGUCGUUCGCGCCAGCCGGCACAGGCGGCCACAUCGCCUCCUCCACCCUCCUCACCAUCGACCUGACCUUUGCCUUCGCCAACCCCCUGCACCGGAUCGCAAGCCAGGCCGUCCUCCCCAAGGUGGCCGAUAAAAUGGUCGAGGCCUUUGAAACUCGCGCCGGUCAAGUAUACGGUGCGAGGUAA